CAACCGUUCCGUAAAUUUUUUAUUACGCUUCGACCAGCGACCUUCGUUUUUCAAAAUUUACAAGUUAUUAUCGUGUUGCUCAUUUGCUUAAUUUCCUUAAAAAUGGCAACUGUUUUAUGUUCUAAGGCAGUUUAUAUAUGCCAUCUUGACCCGAGUUCAAAUUCUUCUAUGAAAUUAAUUCUGCUGAAAAACGUCCAAAAUGUAAACACGAUCACCGAAAACAUAAAACACGGUGUAUGGAAAUGUGCUGCUAUAAAUCCGUCUUUAAUACUAGAUCCUUUCCAAGUAGCUGUGGCCGCCAACCGUGCUGUCGUUGCCCAAAUGUUAGGAAAUAUGGUAACAAAGUCGGUGUAUGGAGAAAUUUUAUAUAACUUGUCACUCACCAAAAAUAUAACCCAGAGCUUAACCAAGUUUGGCGUUUACAAACAGCAUUGUGUUUUACUGUGUUUUAUUGUAACACAAAAAGAGGAUCACAGUGACGAUGUUUUGAAGGAGAUCAAUGGAGAACUCUGUCCCAUUUCAGAUCUAAGUAAAUACACAGAACUUAAACAAAUACAAGAUGCAUUUAAAUUGGACAAUUUACAGUGCACUGAUAACCUCUUAGAUAGUAUUGUUAGCCGAAUGGUAACUAAGAAUAUUGUGUCUUUUAAUAAUAGGGGUAUUAUUCAAUAAGAACUGAGUGAUUUUAAAACAAAAAAGUAUUAUUUAUGGUGUAAUAUAUUAAAAUCUAUUGAAAUUUAUCUUUUCAUAAAUUUCAUUUUAGCCACAUUGAUAAACAUCAAUGGUAUUUUAAUAAACAAUUAUCAUAUUAAUAAUCUAGCACCCUAGCAUAGUGUACCUACUUGUGGUUGAUUUGAAUUCUUGUAAAUUCAUAUGGUGUUUUGUCUGUUUUGGGUUAAGAGUGAAUUUUUCAAUGCUCACAUAUUUAAUGUUAAAUACAGCAAUUACAUCACUAAUGUAUAAACAUAGUAAUGUGUAAGGAUUUAUGCUAGGUUAAGCUGAACUUAAAUUUUAUAGAAUGGUAUCAAAUCUGUCCACAACAUAUACAUGUACUAGUAGGCACUGCAUUGUAAUUGUACAAUGUUAUAAGAAAAAAAAUAACAAUAUUAUAGAUAUGUAUUAAAAACAGGCUGUUUUA
This is a messenger RNA of Pieris napi, 1138 nucleotides long. Its product is annotated as EKC/KEOPS complex subunit Tprkb-like. Gene Ontology annotation, cellular component: EKC/KEOPS complex; cytosol; nucleus. The transcript has a single exon. Gene Ontology annotation, biological process: telomere maintenance via recombination; tRNA threonylcarbamoyladenosine modification. The record is from RefSeq and is a predicted model, not a curated record. The coding region runs from base 103 to 672 and encodes 189 amino acids. NCBI's taxonomy places the organism in Eukaryota, Metazoa, Arthropoda, Insecta, Lepidoptera, Pieridae.